Messenger RNA from Eublepharis macularius, 1245 nucleotides. RefSeq names its product vitelline membrane outer layer 1 homolog (gene VMO1). Lineage: Eukaryota; Metazoa; Chordata; Lepidosauria; Squamata; Eublepharidae. The transcript has 3 exons. Bases 121 to 588 code for a protein of 155 amino acids. The record is from RefSeq and is a predicted model, not a curated record.
UUUGCGGCCUUGCUGGCUUUGCUCUCUGGAGUGUGGGCAGAGAGAAGAGGGGUCCAGGAAUAUCUGCCUGUUAUCGAGGUGCCCAAUGGCGGCCCAUGGGGAGCUUGGGCAUGGCCGGAAAUGUGCCCCGAAGGGAGCUACGCCACAGGCUUCAGCAUCAAGGUGGAACCCUACCAGGGCUUGAGCAAUGACGACACAGCACUGAACGGAAUUCGGCUGCACUGCACGCAGGGGGGCCGUGGGGACAAACACCAAGACCACACCGUGGAAUCGCAGAGUGGCAUGUGGGGGAAAUGGUUGGAUCCCAUCUGGUGCCCCCCAGGCGGGUAUCUGGAGAGGUUCUCAUUGCGAGUAGAGAAGACCCGGAGCGGAUUAAAGGACGACAUGGGGGCCACCAGCAUCCGUUUUGCGUGCUCGGGGGGAGAGAACCUGGAGGGCCAUGGCUUGGCUUGGGGGGAGUAUGGAGUGUGGAGCCCACGCUGCAAGAAGGGCAUGUGUGGGAUCCAGACCAAGCAGGAGCCGCCCCGUGGAUCCCUGCGGGAUGACACGGCUCUCAACGAUGUCCGCUUCUUUUGUUGCAACCACUGAGACCCCCCCACCCCACCCCGUGGAGGGAUGAAGCACACCCCCAGCUCCCUUUCCUGACCCCCCUUCCUCCACCCAGGGGAAAUGCGGUGAGCAACAUGGGCCCAGCCCCCCCCCGUAGGUCUGGCCAAGGAUUUCCUGCUGGGGGACCCCUCCCCCCAGCCUCGUUUGCAAGAGUCCUUUUAUUCCCUGCUCAGCCUGCCCCCCCAUCGGGGGGGGGGCACCCGCACUCCUGUUUCCAAGUUGCUUCUGCCUGUUCAGUCCCCCCCGCCCCGAGGCCUCCCCUCACCCUCCACAGCCUCUUUUGAGUGCCUCGGGACACGGAAACAGCCCCGGGACACUCUCAGCACCCCACGUGGGUUAUCUCAGGCUCUUACCCGCAGGGCUGGCGUCAGCCUGCCCUGAGUGGGGCAGUUGCCAGUGCCCAGGGCUCCUGGUGGGGGCCACUGCCACCGACUCCCGUGGGCAUGUUUCCCUCCUGCCACCUGUCUGCAUGCCCUUCCCCAUCAAUUGCCUUGAAGUGCUCCCCAACCCGUGAUUCCAGCCGCCCGGUGUCCUUGGCAAAGGGGCAUGUGGGUGGCAUAACAUGGUAGCACUUGGGGAAAGGGUGUGCAGGGCAGCUGAGCAUGGGUGAGGGGAAGCCCCGGGCAUAGGAGACAG